This is a messenger RNA of Mucor mucedo, 397 nucleotides long. RefSeq names its product COX17 cytochrome c oxidase-like protein assembly. Gene Ontology annotation, molecular function: copper ion binding; copper chaperone activity. The record is from RefSeq and is a predicted model, not a curated record. The transcript has 2 exons. Gene Ontology annotation, cellular component: mitochondrial intermembrane space. The coding region runs from base 41 to 244 and encodes 67 amino acids. Gene Ontology annotation, biological process: mitochondrial respiratory chain complex IV assembly. Lineage: Eukaryota; Fungi; Mucoromycota; Mucoromycetes; Mucorales; Mucoraceae.
UAUUUACGUUUUUUUUUUUAUCUUAUUAUUAUUAUUCUUAAUGGCCGAACCUGUAAAGACCACUUCUACACAAUCCGGUGUUCUUCCCAUUGGCAAAGAUGGAAAGCCACUCAAGCCAUGUUGUGCUUGUCCCGAAACAAAGAAAGUCCGUGACGAGUGUGUCUUUCAAAAGGGAGAAGAAAACUGUCAAGAACUUAUCCAAGCUCAUAUUACUUGUAUGCGUAACUUGGGCUUCAAAAUCUAAAGCUCUUUUUCUCUUUAAACCUCAUUAGACACUUCUUUUAUAAUUUGCCGUCUAUUCAAAGAAGAGUAACCAUUUACGCAGUAGUAAUUUACCCUUUUUCCCUCUCCCCCCGCAUUAAUUAUUUCUGUGGCGACUACACUUAUAAGCUCUACC